AUGAGCAAUAUGAUUGAUGUAAAAAAUAUAAUAAGUAUAUUAGUAAUUUUGAUACUUUGCUUAAAUGGGGUUAUAAGCAAAAAAACAGUCGAUUUAGCCACUUAUGAGAAAAAUAAUAUUACAUUAAAUGCAUCACCCGGAGAAACCCUCGAAUUUACAUGUCCUUAUACAAAUAAGGAAAUAAACGGAAUAGACCAUCGAGAACAAGAUCGUUUUGAUGAAAAUUUAUUAUGUUUUGAAUAUGUGUCAGUAAUGAAUACAACAUAUAGAAUACAAGAUUAUGUUCGUGGUGCAUAUAAUAUAAUAAUGAGUUCAGAUAAUAAUGUUCAUAGAUCUGAAUUUACAAUUCCACCUAUUGUUGUAAAUAGUCGAAAUUUUUCUUGUUAUUGUUAUAUGGAAAAAGAAAAUAAAGUUAUUAGAAAAGUAUUAAAAGUAUAUAUUUCAGGGGGUUCAAAAAAAAUACCAGGAUGUGAUUUUAAUUAUGAAUAUAGAACAUCUACAGCUAUAACCAUGGAUGGUAUUGUAAAUUAUCAAGUAAAUAAAGUAUGUGAUGCAUAUCCAAAAAGUGGAGAUGAUCUUGUAUUAUUAUGUCCCCAUAGUUAUAACAUAAAACCUAACACAUGUUUUAAUAAUGUAUAUGUUAGAAAUGAAUUAAAUAAUCAACAUCAUAAUAAAAGAUGGGAUGAAAAUAAUUAUAAACUUGUUAAUUCUUCAACUAUUUUUAAUAAUGAACUGGUUACAUAUGGAGAUAAAACUUCUAUAUUUACAAAAUUACCUGUGACUAAUGAUAAAAAAUAUUUUUCUUGUAUAUGUCAAUCAGCUGAUGGGACAGAUUUUUUAAUAAUGCAUGUAUAUAUGAAUCAAGUUCAAAAUAAUAAUAAUUUUAAAGAUUCAAGAAGAUAUAUAGAACAUAAUGAAGAAGUUUCAACUACAUCUUACUAUAGAUCAGAGAGAACAACUAGUAAUGGUUUUGUUUUUAUUUUUAGUAAAAUAUUUGUUUUUAUUUUUCUAGUAAAUUAUUACAUUUUUUUUUAA
Molecule: messenger RNA, 1035 nt
Organism: Plasmodium yoelii
Lineage: Eukaryota; Apicomplexa; Aconoidasida; Haemosporida; Plasmodiidae
Exons: 1
Coding region: 1-1035 (344 amino acids)
Biological process (GO): symbiont entry into host
Cellular component (GO): cell surface; plasma membrane
Source: RefSeq, a predicted model, not a curated record